AUGUUUAUAUCAAAAGAUUUAUUAUUGAAAAGCUUAUUGAAUAAUAAUCAUACUAUUAAUAUUCAACGUACAUUUGCUCUUUCAUCCAUUCAUUUUCGAAGACGAAUUAAACAUCCAACAUAUCAAUUUUUUCCAUAUCAAAAAUAUGAUAGUGCUAAUCCAGUUCCACAUAGAGAUCGAGUACCUGUUUGGAGUCGAUUACAAUUAACAACCAAAAUGGCUAGUGAACAUAAACCUGGUGGUCAUAAACUUUGGCAUUCUAUGUAUAUGGCUCAUCGUGGUGUACAAAUGCCUGGUUAUUAUGAUCAUCAAACUGGUAAAUUUGUUUAUAUUGAAGAAAUGGAACCUGAAUUAGUUGUACCUGAUUUAACUGAUUUUAAAUUAAAACCAUAUGUUUCAUAUGAUGUAACAGAAAUCAAACAAGAUCAAUUCUUAGCACGUGAUUUAUUUAAUGCAACAUAUGCAAAAUCAAUAGCUGAUCAAUUUAAACGUGGUGAAAUCAAUCCAAUCGAAGAUGAUAAUAAUGAAGAAAAUAAAGAAAAAAAUUGA
Messenger RNA from Rotaria sordida, 549 nucleotides. The record is from the annotation of a GenBank genome assembly. Lineage: Eukaryota; Metazoa; Rotifera; Eurotatoria; Philodinida; Philodinidae.